This is a messenger RNA of Trypanosoma theileri, 2937 nucleotides long. Its product is annotated as glycogenin glucosyltransferase. Bases 1 to 2937 code for a protein of 978 amino acids. NCBI's taxonomy places the organism in Eukaryota, Euglenozoa, Kinetoplastea, Trypanosomatida, Trypanosomatidae. The transcript has a single exon. The record is from RefSeq and is a predicted model, not a curated record.
AUGAAGGCCAUGUUUCGUAGAAGACGUUUAUGGUUUCGUGUUCAUCGUUAUCUUCUUCUAUUAGUGCUGACAUUAUAUUCCCUUAUCACUCUAUGUGUACUACAUCACAUGUUUGGUAAAGGUGAAGUGGGCAAUCCUCAUCCUCAACAACAAGAACAAGAAGAAAAUAAUAAUAAUAAUGAACCCGUUGCUACUGAUGAAGAAUUAGUAGUGAUGAAAGAGAGCAAAUUACAUAAUCCUUCAAUAAAUUUAAAAGAAGAAAAAGAAAAAGUAAAGAAAAAAGUGGCUUAUGUUGUAAUUAUAUCAAAUGAGAAAUAUGUGGAUGGUGCCCUCGUUGUUGGAUUCUCACUCACACAACAAUCCACACUUGUCUCUAAUGGAGAGGCGGAUCUUAUUCUCAUGUUUCCAGAGAAACGAAUAUCAUUAGAAAGUCAAUCUCGACUAAAGUGUGCAGGAUGGAAUCAUGUAAUGGAAGUGUACGACUUUUCCAUUCAUGCCCCAAAAGCACGAUUAAAAGAUACAUUUAAUAAAUUACAUAUAUUUAAUCUUACCAUGUAUACACGUGUAGCUAUAUUUGAUGGAGAUAUGCUUAUUAUACGUAAUCCAGAUAUUGUAUUUGAUGCCAAUCUUCCUAAUGAAAACUAUAUUGGUGCUAUUGGAAGUCAUUCACGACAAUAUUUUCAAACAGGUAUGAUGUUAAUUAUACCCUCUAUUGAAGUUUUAAAUAUCUUAUUAUAUAAACUUCAACAUGAUCAUCAACAAAGCGAUUAUAAUGGACGAGAUGGUAGACUUAUAAGAAGUUAUUUUAAAGAUCGAUAUAUUACACUUCGCCAUGCACUUAGUAUUCACAUUAGACCAGGCGAUCCUCUCAUUCACCGGGCGAUUGGAUUACAUUAUCGUGGAAAUUGGAAACCGUGGUUUAAUAGAGAAAAUCCCCCACCCCCGCCGAAGCGAAUUACUCCAGAUAAUCCUGGACAGGAACUUGGUGAACCCUAUCGUCUCUGGUGGAGUGUAUAUGAACAAUUACACCGGCAGUGUAUGGCUGUGCGGGAUGCCUUUGAUUCUCCCACACGAGAUAAAAGUGCACCAAAUAAUUAUAAUGCCUCAGAGAGUAUGUGGUUAAUGCGGCACACAUCAGAGAGUUAUGUACAAGUAAUGGAAUGGGUAGAUACCCAACGGCGGAAUUUAACACAUCCACAUUUGAAAAUUGUGGAAUCAGAAGAAGGGGCUUCCUGUGAUGAGGCUUGUCAAAAUACCCCAAUAACUAAUUCUAAUAAUAAUAAUAAUAAUAAUAAUAAUAAUAAUAAUAAUAAUAAUAAUAAUAAUAAUAAUAAUAAUAAGGAAACUUUACGAUGUGUAGAAAAGGCGUUAAGUUUUGUUUCUGUGAAUUCAGAAGAAACAUUACAUGGUAUUUUUCACUGUGAACACACUACAUUAGACUAUCCAGCUUCUUAUCAUCCAUCCUUUAAUGUUCAAACGAGUUCUUGUUAUCUUAAUUCUCUAUUCGGUAAACGGGAAAGACCAACCUGUGCGGCAAAGGCUCCAUUAUACCGACGUCUUUGUACAUGUAUUCCAUCAUCAGAGUAUAGUGAUAAUAUUUCAUUUAUUCCAUUUGGAUCGCAUGAGACUUCGAAUAUAUUAACAACAUCCACUUUGCAGUCAAAUCAAACAAGAGAAAAUGAAAAACGUAAAGAUGAUGAUGAUGAUGAUAAUGAUAAUAAGAAGAAGGAGAGUUUAGCCUGUACUAGUUGGUUACCCAAACGUAUAUAUAAUGAAGAGGAGAUAACACGUAGUAGAGAUUGUGCCACAUUUCUUUCUCAAUGGGAACGUGUGGAAGUUAUUCCCCGUCAAUAUGAGGCCCGAACAAUAAAAUUUCGUUUUUAUUAUAAAAAUGGAAUACAAGCAAUUGUGAAAGUGGAACAACUCUCAUUUCCAUUGGAACCUCAUGCGGAGUAUGCAGCCUAUGCUACUUCUCUCUUAUUGGGUAUUGGAUUAAUUCCACCCACUACUCUUUUGACCAUCUCGCCUAUAUUCCUUCGUCAGGCAUUAAAUCAAUAUGUAAAUGAAACGGAAAAGAAAUUUCUUCAACGGGAAUUAUGGUGGAUGCGAAAGGAAAAUAAUAAUAAUAAUAAUAAUAAUAAUAAUAAUAGUGGAGAUGCGUUAGUGUGUGUGAGUGUACAGUUGUGGUCUCCACAUCCUGUAAUCUCCUUUACCCAACUCACACCUCCUCUUACAGAGAUACUAUUUGAAGAAUGGUUAAGAGUUGGUAGUAGUGGUAAUGAUAAUAAUGAAAAUGACAAUAGUGAUAAGGAUGAUUUAAAUAAGAAUAAGAAGAAGAAGAGAGAAGUUGUUUAUAGUCCUGCGAUGAUGGAAGAUAUAGCCACGAUGAUCUUUUUAGAUUAUAUUAUUGGGAAUGAGGAUAGAAGUUUUACACAUAAUGCCUUCGUCGUUGUGAAGAGAGAAAAUGACAUUCAACUCAUUAUGUUAGAUCAUGGGAAGAGUUUUCACAUUGAAAGUGAAGUGAUACCAGGAAAUAUGUUGUCUUCACAAAAGAAAAAACAAAUAUUAUUCACAACGGCUGAGGAAAACAACAUCACAACACCCAUUCCAAUGUGUAAAAUACCAGAAAUUAUUUUACGUCAAGCAUUACAACUUUCACGUAAACGAUAUGAACCAUUGAAUUCACUCUUACAGUUUAAUAAUAAUAAUAAUAAUAAUAAUAAUAAUAAUAAUAAUAACACUGUGAAUGAAGAUGAUAUUAUGAGAGAAGAUAAAAGUCUGUAUUGGUUGCUAUUACAGAGAAUGGCACCGAUAAAUAUCACCUGGCUGUUAUCAGAGAAUAGUUUUACAGCUGCACAGCUUCGAUUGGAAAAGGCAUUACAACAUUUUGCCCACUGUGUAGAUAUUUUCGGUUUCCAGUAUGUUAUCGGUGGUUAA